Sceloporus undulatus (fence lizard) is the source of this 6772-nucleotide messenger RNA. It is a transcript of the gene SMO, whose product is annotated as smoothened, frizzled class receptor. Lineage: Eukaryota; Metazoa; Chordata; Lepidosauria; Squamata; Phrynosomatidae. Gene Ontology annotation, cellular component: cilium; dendrite; plasma membrane. The coding region runs from base 1 to 2505 and encodes 834 amino acids. The transcript has 13 exons. Gene Ontology annotation, biological process: central nervous system development; positive regulation of smoothened signaling pathway; smoothened signaling pathway. The record is from RefSeq and is a predicted model, not a curated record. Gene Ontology annotation, molecular function: transmembrane signaling receptor activity; patched binding.
AUGAUGAAAGGCCUGGAAAUUAUGAAGCCCUAUCAGGAGAGAGCCGGGCGCCCCUCAACCGGAGCCAGGCGCCGCGGCUUCCCCUCGGGGCAGCUUUUCUGCCGGAGGGCGGCCAGCUGUGAGCCGCUGGAGGAGGGCGCCUGCCUGGGCUCGCCUCUGCCCUACGCCGCCACCGCCACCCUCCUGGCCGGGGACUCGGCUUCCCAGGCCCAGGCCCCCACAAACCUCCUCCUCUGGUCCGGUCUGCGGAAUGCCCCCCGUUGCUGGGACGUAAUCCAGCCCCUCCUUUGUGCCGUGUAUAUGCCAAAGUGUGAGGAUGGCAUGGUGGAGCUGCCCAGCCAGACCUUGUGCCAAGCCACACGUGGACCUUGCACCAUCGUGGAACGGGAACGGGGCUGGCCAGACUUCCUCAAGUGCACCACGGACCAAUUCCCCGAAGGCUGCCCGAAUGAGGUCCAGAACAUCAAAUUCAACAACUCAGGGCAGUGCGAAGCUCCCCUGGUGCGGACAGACAACCCCAAGAGCUGGUACGAGGACGUCGAAGGCUGCGGUAUUCAGUGCCAGAACCCGCUGUUCACCGACACGGAGCACCGCGAAAUGCAUGUCUACAUUGCCGCCUUCAGCUCCGUCACAAUCUUCUGCACUUUCUUUACUUUGGCCACCUUCAUUGCCGACUGGAAGAACUCAAACCGCUACCCAGCCGUCAUCCUCUUCUAUGUCAAUGCCUGCUUCUUCAUGGGCAGCAUUGGUUGGUUGGCCCAGUUUAUGGACGGAGCACGCCUGGAGAUUGUGUGCCGUGCCGAUGGAACUAUGCGCCUGGGGGAGCCCACCUCCAAUGAGACCCUUUCCUGCGUCAUCAUCUUUGUCAUCGUCUACUAUUCCUUGAUGUCGGGCGUGAUCUGGUUCGUCAUGCUGACCUAUGCCUGGCACACAUCCUUCAAGGCUCUGGGUACCACUUAUCAGCCGCUGGUGGGCAAGACCUCCUACUUCCACCUGGUGACCUGGUCCAUUCCAUUUGUCCUCACGGUCGCUAUUUUGGCUGUUGCCCAGGUGGAUGGAGACUCAGUCAGUGGCAUCUGCUUUGUUGGAUACAAGAACUAUCGGUACCGAGCUGGGUUUGUCCUGGCUCCCAUUGGCCUGGUGUUGAUCAUCGGGGGCUAUUUUUUGAUCCGAGGCGUGAUGACCCUUUUUUCCAUUAAAAGUAACCACCCAGGCCUGUUGAGUGAGAAGGCGGCCAGCAAAAUCAAUGAGACCAUGCUACGUCUUGGCAUCUUUGGCUUCCUGGCUUUUGGGUUCGUGUUCAUCACAUUUGGUUGCCAUUUCUAUGACUUCUUCAACCAGGCGGAGUGGGAACGCAGCUUCCGGGAACAUGUCCUGUGCGAGGCCAAUGUGACGAUUGCUACAGAGACCAAAAAGCCAAUCCCUGAUUGUGAGAUCAAAAACCGACCCAGUCUCUUAGUAGGAAAGAUCAACCUCUUUGCCAUGUUUGGAACUGGCAUAUCAAUGAGCACCUGGGUGUGGACCAAAGCCACCUUGCUCAUCUGGAAGCGGACCUGGUGCAGGCUGACCGGUCAAAGCAGCAACGAGCCCAAGAGGAUCAAGAAAAGCAAGAUGAUUGCCAAGGCCUUCUCCAAGAGGAAGGAACUGCAGAACAACCCCAACCAGGAGCUCUCCUUCAGCUUGCGCACUGUCUCACAUGAAGGUCCAGUAGCUGGUUUGGCUUUUGAUAUUAAUGAGCCGUCCGGAGACGUCUCCUCUGCUUGGGCGCAAAAUGUCACCAAGAUGGUUGCCAGAAGAGGCGCCAUCUUGUCACAGGAUGUCUCUGUCACACCUGUCGCGACACCUGUGCCCCCUGAAGAGCGUGCCAGCUUGUGGCUGGUGGAGGGCGAAUUCUCCCCCAGACGAGAGAAGAAACUGAGUCGCAAGAAGAAGAAGCGGCGGAAGAAGAAGGAGGUAUCUCCUGCACAGCCGGUGGGCGAUGUCUGUGGCAUGAACUACUUCUCCCCGCAAGGCGUGAGCUCUGUCCCGCGCCUGCCUCAGCUCCCUAAGGCCAAAUGUUUUGUCUCCAGUCCACGGGAUUUGCAUGCUCUGAAUGAGGUCCUUGCACCCAGAGCCCACCCUGAGUGGAUGCCGGGCUCUUGGCAGAAGCAGGAGAAAGAGGGAGAGGAUCCCUUUUCCAGAGGAACCCGAGUGCAACCUAAUAGUUACCGACGGAAUAGCACCCUAAAUCCCAUCAGCCACCCCUUUUGCCCUGACAAUGCCCUUCCAGAUGAGGUGGGAUCGGAUAGCGGUGCUUGGUUGUUCCCUGGACAUCGGCAGCCACUUCACCGGGGUCCACUUCCCCAGCAUCCCUCGACCCGGAGCCCAGCCUUGGCCUCCUGGUUCCACAGCAAUGUCCCCUAUCGGGGGCAGCAGGCUCAAGGAAUGAGAGGGGCAUUGCCCCCUAUCCACUCCAGGACAAAUCUCAUGGAUGCUGAGCUGCUGGACCUGGAUUCUGACUUCUAGGAUGUGGGGAGCAACUCUGGAGCCCUGACGGGGUGUACUCCUGCCGUUUAGCUUGGUUGUAGAUCAGCCGCGCAGCUGUUAUUGUUGAUGUUUGUUUGAAAAGGAUGUUGGAUGUUGAUCAGAGGUGGCAAGUGGCUUUGACAGUCAGUAGGGGGCGGUGAAUUUGUUCCGGCUUACAGCCUGAACUUUAAUGGAGCUAUUCAACCGAAAAUAUAUUUUGCACCUCAACUCAAACUCAGAGCAGAUUCACACAAACAGAGAUUAACACCUGACACAGAAGCUAUGAGACACUGCUGCUUGAUUUGCCCAUCCUCUAAAGCAUCCUCAGACUUUGGCUUGAGUUACACAGUGGAUUUUCCCAAUUGAGAUUAGUUUCUUUUUCAGAGACUUCAGAGCUUUUGCCUGGCAGUGGCUGGCUGUUUUUUCGCUAAUCGACUGAAGCCAGGUCCUCAGUUUUUCCUUUUGGGAUCCUGUCUUUCUUUCCUCCCUGAAAGGAGCUUUCUCUGGACUGUGAUAUAUUGUCCUUGAGGUGUGGGAGAGAGCCUUUUGCAUUUAGGAUGAAAAGGUGGGAAGAUAGGGAAUCUUCUUUUCUCUAGCGGAGUGGUGUGUGGCGGGUCUUUUAAGGGUUUUUAGUUACAUAGCGUAAAUUCACUCUGUUGUAGCUAUAGCAAAGUUGUUACGCUAUGGCAUAUUUGUACACCAGAAUUUUGCUAUGACAAAUUGUACGCCAGAAUUAUGGUAUGGUGGAUUUGUGCUGGAGCUAUGCUGUGGCACUGUUGAAUGCCGGAACUGCUCUAUGGAGUGGCACAAUUGUAUGGUGGAGUUACACUACAGCACAGUUGUACUCGGGAGUCACAUUGUGCUAGAAUAGCUCUGGAGUUACUUUAUGGUGCAAUUACAUUCUGGUGUUCAACAGUGGUGCUGUUGAAUGCCAGAGUUAUGCCAUGGAAUGGUUGCACUGGAGUUGUGCUAUUGUGCAGUUAUGCUACAGUGCAGUUGUAUGGUGGAAUUAACACUGUGGUGCCAUUGUACUAAACGGCACUCUUGUCCAGCCGCAGUGUCUUCCAUUGAUCUGUUGCACUGUGUUUUUCCGGCUGAUCCGGGAUACCACAAUUGCGUGACCUCAUAGAAAAUACAGUCAGUAUUUUUGCCAGUAUAAGUCACAAACAGGCUUCCAGCCCCAAACCUCCCAGAAUAUUUAUUGCUUCAAAGGAUUGAGGAUAAUAUUUCUGUGUAAAAAAUGCUGUUUCCUGCUCAGAAAAUAGUUUCCUAUGCUAAAAAAGGUGAGUUUUGCAGAAUAAGUCCCAAACUGCCAAGAUUCUUAUCUGUCCAGGAUUCUUCUUCACAGAGUUUCCCAACACUUGAGAAACACAUUUUUGAGUAUUUUUGAGUAUUUUCCAAUAUACUAUCCCUAGAAUGUGCACAGAUUUUUUUUACUUUUAAUGAUGACAGGGUUUAGACUUCUUAUAAGAAAUCAUUAUGAAAAGAGAAAAGAUUCCAACCUGAAGUUCCUUUGCUAAGGAAUGCUCUCUCUUGACCUGUGUUUGUUUGUUUGCUUAAAAAAGAAAGUUUUAAAAAAUGUUGGUUUCAAAAGGGCCUCAAAAACCUAAAAUUCCAUUCUAGAGAAAGCUCCAGAUAAAAAGCACCAAAGAGGCCUGUUUAAGGGUUGGAAAAUGUCUGUCUGGGUUUAUUUGGUCUCCCACAUGAAAAGUAAUGCUCAAAUAAAUGUCCAACUCCAGGAGAGUGGUUCUCAAAUGCUGAUUCUCCAGGCUUUUGCACUUCAACUCUCAGAGGCCCCAGCUAGCUUGCUAAGUGGCCAGGGAUUCUGGGAGUUGUAGUCAAAACGCUUGGAGGACGAAAGGUUGAGAACCAGUGUCCUAGAACAGUGCUUCUUUUAUUAAAAAAGUGGCGGUCCAUGGACCCCUGCUAGUCUGCAGACUGCUGCGCUGCCAGUCUUCAGUUUCCAAGCAAGAAGGAAAUAGUACUAGCCGCUGGGCAUGCAUAUGGUGCCAAUCCCUGGUAUAUUGAGAAAGAAAUAUUGGUGGUCCUCCCCAUUGCAGAGCUGGAGAAGCACUGGCCUAAACAAUGCUAUUUAAAAACAAAACAAAACUUGUCAGUAGUGCUCCUUACUUGUAUGCACUGAAAGCAUAUGAACAUGGGAAGAGCCAUGUUGGACCAGACCAACGGCUUAUCUAGUCCUGUUCUUACAAUGAUCAGUCAGCCACCUUUGUAGCUUGUAAACAGUAAAAUCAAUCCCAGUUGUAAAUGCAGUAUUUAAUUAUAGUUGGACCUUCAUAUCCACAGGGGAUCUGUUUCGGGACCCCCCCAGGGAUAUGAAAAAAUGCGGGACCUGAAGUUCCGUUGUCACAAAUAGCGGCGCAACAAGCGUUCAGUUGCUUUGCAUCUGCAAAGGCUCAGAUCCGUGGAUGGCAAUCCCAUGGAUAGCAAGGUCUGACUGUACUUCUUUGCUCCUGUUUCUCAUUCAUGAUUUUGUCAAAAUGUGGAAGUUUUUUGCUGGCUGCGAUCUGCAGGUCUCCUGUGGAUUCAUGCAAUUCCUAGAUUUUGCCUUGACUGACAAAAGCGAACUGAACCUAGACUCACAUAUCUUUGUUGCACCUCCUGAAACUGCGCCUCGCACCCUCUGUGGGUAUGGGCACCCCAGAUUGGGAAUCCUUGGUCUGGAAAGAGGCUUGCAGGGAAGACAUGGUUUGUGUUAACCCACCAAGGUAGUAAGUCAUUAUUAUUAUUAUGUCUGUUUUACAAAUGAGGGUCAAGGUUUGAGGCUGAGAUCAGAGAGUCUUUCCUGAGACCAUCAAGAUGACAUUUUGAACUGUGUGAUUUUUCCACCUGGUGCUACACCAGGUACAUAUCUUCCAAUUGCCCAGGGCUGCAUCCACAAUGGAGAAAUAACCUGGUUUGGCUCCACUUUAACAGCCCUGGCUCAAGGCUAUGGGAUUCUGGGAGUUGGAGUUUGUUGUGGGGCCCAGAGCAGAAAUGCUAGGGUUGGGGAGGAUUAAAAAUGUUGUAGCAAACUGCAGUUUCCUGUUGCAAAACUGUUUAGGCAAACCAUUGUCCUCCAUGUUGUUGUGUGGCUUCCAAGUUGUUGCAACCCUAAGGCCUCAGCAAGAUUUAUUCAGAGGAGAUUUGCCAUUGUCCUUCUCCUCUUUAGCUCACUCAGGAAGUUUCCAUGACUGAGUGGGGAUUCAAACCCGGGUCUCUAGAAUCCUAGUCCAGUACUCCAACCACUAAAAUAUAUUGCCUCUCUUAUUUGGACUAGACUCAUUGAAUCAUAGAAUUGAAAGAGACCACAUAUUCCUGUCCUGGUUGAUCCCGAUAGUUGUCUGAACAAGUAACCAUCUGAAUUCUGGUGAAGGGUUGACUUUCUGAAGUAUCUCAGUGCAUGUCAAGGAUAAAUAAUAAUAAUAAUAAUAAUAAAAUUUUUAUUUAUAUACCGCCCUUCUAUAAAACCAGGGCGGUGUACAACAUUCAUAAAUUACAUUAAAAAACACCCCAUAUACAUACAACAUAUCCAUUAGAACCAUUCCAGCCAGCUUGCCACUGCUGACGUAGUGAGGAGAGGGAGAAGUUAGUCGGGGCUUGCAUCAGGGAAAGCUUGUUUAAAUAAAAAGGUCUUCAGCCCCUGUUUGAACUGGGCCAGGGAGGUGGCCGAGCGGAGCUCAAUGGGCAGGGAGUUCCAGAGGGUAGGGGUCGAGAUGGUGAAAGUCCUCUUAGAGGUAGAGACUAAUCUAGCCCCUGGAUGUGAGUCAUCUGAUUUCUUUACAGGGAGAUUGUUAAGCAAAGUGUGUGUGUGUGUGUGUGUAUAAUUCUGGCAUCUUGGAAAAGGGGGGCAAAUCCAGCAGAGGAGAUGGAGAUGUACAGGCAAAAGUCCAGACAUUUUCCUUUUUCUGGUGUUGGUCAGCAAAGCAAUGGCAGGGUGGCCCUAUUACACUACACAUUUAUACCACAAUGAUUCCAUGAUAGCUGCCAUGGCAACAUCCAAUCGUACCCUGGGAUUUGCAGUUUAGGGAGAGGUGCUAAGGAUUCCCAGACAGAGAGCUCUAGUGCAGCUCCAAAAUCCAAGCCUGAAGAUACAGUGGUUCCCAACCUUUGGAGAGCCAGCAAGGCUCAGUGGUUUUAGUGUUAAACCAGGGUUCAAUUGCUAGCUUGGCCAUGAAACCCAUUGGGUGACCUUGGGCAAGUCACACUCUCAACUCCAGGGGAAGGCAAUGGCAAACCUCCUCUGAAUGUGAAGUCGAAGGCUUUCAUG